Setaria italica (foxtail millet) is the source of this 2189-nucleotide messenger RNA. RefSeq names its product laccase-15. Gene Ontology annotation, molecular function: hydroquinone:oxygen oxidoreductase activity; copper ion binding. The coding region runs from base 81 to 1973 and encodes 630 amino acids. Lineage: Eukaryota; Viridiplantae; Streptophyta; Magnoliopsida; Poales; Poaceae. The record is from RefSeq and is a predicted model, not a curated record. Gene Ontology annotation, biological process: lignin catabolic process. Gene Ontology annotation, cellular component: apoplast. The transcript is spliced from 6 exons.
CAGUCACCGGGGACUUCUAUUGCUCAGCUCACCAAGCUCAUAUAAUACCUAGUAGCUCGAGCACAGCAACGCACGCAGCCAUGGCGAGCAUGGAGAGCCGAAGCCUCCCCAGGGCAGCAGCCACCUCCAUGGCGCUAGCUAUCGCCAUUGUCUUCCUGAUCUACACAACCGCACGACUGGGAGAUGCGGCAUCCGUUGAGCACACGUUCAUGGUGAGCCAGGUGAAGAUGACACACUUGUGCAAGGAGACACUGGUCACCGUGGUGAAUGGGCAGCUCCCAGGACCAGCGAUAGAGGUCACGGAGGGAGACUCGGUGACUGUUCAUGUCGUGAACAAGUCACCCUACAACAUAACAAUACACUGGCAUGGAGUGAAGCAGUGGCUUAACUGUUGGGCUGACGGGGUGCCGAUGAUUACCCAACUCCCUAUCCAGCCAAACCAAAAUUUCACCUACCGGUUCAACGUCAUCGGGCAGGAAGGCACCUUGUGGUGGCAUGCUCACGUCCCCUUCCUCCGGGCAUCACUGCAUGGCGCCCUCAUCAUCCGGCCAAGAAAUGGGGCGAGCUCAUAUCCAUUUCCAAAGCCAGACAGGGAGGUCCCAAUCAUAAUAGCGGACUAUUGGCAGCUAGACCUUGCACAGGCGGCAAGGAGGAUGAUGCAUGGUUUCUUGUUUUCUUUCGCCAAUGCUUCCACGAUCAAUGGCAAGCUUGGAGAUAUCUUCAAUUGCUCUGGUGUGCCGGAAGAUAACUACGUAUUGGACGUUGUGCCUGGCAAGACCUAUCUGCUACGAAUAAUUAACGCCGCGCUCUUCGCCGAGUUCUACCUAAAGAUAGCUGGGCACAAAUUCACUGUGGUUGGUGCCGAUGCCAGCUACGUCAGCCCAUACACCACGGAUGUCAUUGCCAUCGCGCCCGGCGAGACAGUGGAUGCCUUGGUUGUUGCUGAUGCGCCCCCUGGAAGGUACUACAUGGUUGCCCUGCCCAAUCAGGCGCCAUUGCCGGACACCCAGACCCCCGAAUACACAACCAGAGGGAUCAUGCAGUACAGCAACACUCACAGUUCUGCUGAUGAUCCAGCAGGACUAAUAUCAGAUCGUGGUGUGGAAGAAGAAGAAGAAGAUAAAGGUUCAUCCGGUGAUGUGCCAGUAGCACCUGAGAUGCCUGAUAUACAUGACACAAUUACAUCUUACUACUUCCACAGCAACCUGACCAACCUGUACCAAACGGUGGUCCCUCAGCGAGUUGAUGAACGUUUGUUCAUCGUGCUCAGCCUGGGUUCAAUAUGUCAGCAUGGCCAGUCCUGCAGGAGGGGUGAUCACAAUGAGACCAUCCUCAUCGCAACCAUGAACAACGUUUCCUUCCAGGAUCCCACGGGGAAGACGCCACUACUAGAAGCACACUACUACCACACUGGAAGCGUGGACUUGAUGCAAGAACUUCCGGACAGACCACCAAGGGCAUUCAACUUCACUGACGAAGCCUUAAUCCCGUAUGGGCCCAAGGAGAUGCGCUUAGAGCCAUCGUAUAAGGCCACGGUGGUGCGUAGGUUCCGGCAUGGUGCCGUAGUGGAGAUGGUGUUCCAGAGCACAGCAGUUCUACAGGGCGAUUCCAACCCGAUGCAUCUACAUGGUCACAACAUGAUCCUUCUUGCACAGGGGUUUGGUAACUUCGACGCCGCGAAAGAUGUUGCAAAAUACAACUUGGUGAAUCCACCGGUGAAGAACACUAUUCUUGUCCCAAAUCUUGGGUGGGCUGCCAUCCGAUUUGUUGCGAACAAUCCAGGAGUAUGGUUCAUACAUUGCCACUAUGAAUUCCAUUUGACUAUGGGCAUGGCGGCAGUAUUCAUUGUAGAGGAUGGUCCGACAGUAGACACAUCUCUCCCUCCACCACCUGCUCAUUUUCCAACAUAUUGUGGUCAUGACGACAAUCUCCUUCCGGAUGAACUGUGCCUCCAAACUAAGAAGGAUGCAUGAAAUCCCACGUAUAAAUGUAGUCUGAAUAAAUAUUACUGCAACCGCCAGUUAUCAAAUUAAAUAAUGGAUGGCCCACGCUAGUACCUAGAUUCAAGUAUGCAUAUUAAAACUACUGUAUCGUCUUCACUCUAUCAAUAAUGCGAGGCCAAUUAUACGACAAUCUUCACUCUAUCAAUAAUGUGAGGCCAAUUAUACGACAAUCCCCUUUUAUAUCCA